GCGCCGUGCCACCGCCUUCGCCGAGGAAGGCCUCGACGGGCAGGCGUGCAAGGCAUUGUUUUCCAAGAGCAUGGCUGACACGAUCAUCAGGAUGCCGAGAGCGUUGGAGCGGAAGCACCCUCAGGCGCUGAAGAGCGAUGCUGGGUUAGACACCGUAUGCGUUUACCUCGACGACUUCUGCGUGGCUGGCGAGUUCGGUGCUACGCUGCGGGCGUUGCGGCUGAUUCAGCCAAAAGCGGCAAGCCUGGGCCUCGAGCUGAAUUUGGACAAGUGCGAGGUCAUUCCAGCGGCUGGGUGCAACGCGGAGUGCAACCUGGCCGAGUUCCCCGCCGCUGCCCAGCGGAAAGUCGACGGUUGUUUCAAAUUGAUGGGCGCCCCUGCCGGCGGCCAAGAGCAUUGCGCAGAGUGCGUGGAAGUGAAGAGAGUGCAGAAGCUGACCGCGAUGCUCGACGAGGUGCCGCUUUUGGAGGGCGCCGUCGCCCACAAGUUGCUUGCUCGAUGCUUUGGAGCUGCAAGACUUAUGCAUAAUAUGCGGACGACGCGGCCUGACUGGAUAACGCGCGGGCUGGAACGGAGCCAGCAGGCUCUCUGGCUGACGUUCCUGAUCUGCACAGGCGCAGCGCUGAACAAGCGUCAGCGGCAGCGG
Molecule: messenger RNA, 646 nt
Organism: Prorocentrum cordatum
Lineage: Eukaryota; Dinophyceae; Prorocentrales; Prorocentraceae
Source: the annotation of a GenBank genome assembly